AUGUCUGUGUCAUUAAAUGAUGUAAGUACCAUAUUAGGAAUUCCUGUGACUGGUACAUCUGUUUCAACUAAUAAGUUAUCACGGGAUGAAGCUGCAAAAGUGUUGGUUAAGUCAUUAGGAGUGUUAGAAGAUGAUGCAGUUGUUGAGUUGAAGGGAGCGCGGGGCCAAUCAGUGCGAUUGGAGUGGUUACAUGAAAAAUUUAAGUCAGUUUCAAAUAUGGAUUCGGAUGAUUUCAUUCAUUAUGCAACGAGGGCAUAUUUAUUAUUCUUGCUAGGUUGCACCUUGUUCGUUGACAAGACUAUAAAUCGUGCCCCUGUUGUGUAUCUCCAGCUGCUCGAGGAUUUGGAUUUAGUUCAUUCGUAUGCUUGGGGUGCAGUUAUAUUAGCUUUUUUUUAUCGACGAUUGGGUAUGGCAACAAAGUCUACUGUCAGACAAAAAACAGGAUACAUGACACUAUUGGAGGCUUGGAUCUACGAACAUUUUAUAUGUGCUAGAACCCAUCCAAAUUUAAAUUAUGCAGAAAAUCAGCCUCGGGCUUAUUGUUGGAUUCCUCACACACAAUCUGGUUCAUCGGUUGCCGUGUUAAAGUCAUUGCGAGAGGAGCUUGAUAGAUUGGAGGCUCAUAAGGUAAAAAAGUAA
Camellia sinensis is the source of this 639-nucleotide messenger RNA. The record is from RefSeq and is a predicted model, not a curated record. Lineage: Eukaryota; Viridiplantae; Streptophyta; Magnoliopsida; Ericales; Theaceae.